Messenger RNA from Lethenteron reissneri (Far Eastern brook lamprey), 1163 nucleotides. Its product is annotated as histidine-rich glycoprotein-like. NCBI's taxonomy places the organism in Eukaryota, Metazoa, Chordata, Hyperoartia, Petromyzontiformes, Petromyzontidae. The record is from RefSeq and is a predicted model, not a curated record.
AUGGAGGGAGGAAAGCGGCUGCGUGACGUCACCGUCUCCAAGCAAACGCUCCAAGUGUUACACCUCGCACACACACCUCGCACUCACACCACGCACACACACCACGCACUCACACCACGCACACACACCACGCACACACACCACGCACACACACCACGCACUCACACCACGCACACACACCACGCACUCACACCACGCACACACACCACGCACACACACCACGCACUCACACCACGCACACACACCUCGCACACACACCACGCACUCACACCACGCACACACACCACGCACUCACACCACGCACACACACCACGCACUCACACCACGCACUCACAUUACGCACACCUCGCACACACACCACGCACUCACACCACGCACUCACAUUACGCACACCUCGCACACACACCACGCACUCACACCACGCACACGCAACUCGCACACGCACCACGCACUCGCACCACGAACUCACACCACGCACUCACACCACGCACACACACCACGCACACACACUACGCACUCACACCACGCACACACACUACGCACUCACACCACGCACACACCCCACGCACACACACCACGCACACACACUACGCACUCACACCACGCACACACACUACGCACUCACACCACGCACACACACCACGCACUCACACCACGCACACACACCACGCACUCACACCACGCACUCACACCACGCACACACACCACGCACACACACCACGCACACACUCCACGCACACACACCACGAACACACACCACGCACUCACACCACGCACACACACCACGCACACACGGCCACUCUUCACGACCCCCACUCCGCAGCAGCAGCAGCAGCGCCCGCGUUCCACGGCCUCGCACUUCCUUCUCAGGGAGCUCCCGGCACGUGGAGCGAAACUUCGGACACCGCGAAAUCCGAUGCAGUGGUAAUCCUCACCGACUCUCAAGGCUCUUUGGUAGGAGGGUCCUGCCAAGUUGUUGGAGGAGGGGGCGACGUUGAUGCUACUGUGUGCACCGUACUCCCAAUUGAGUAAUUUGCAGUUGGCCAAAACCAUGACCGACUCAACACGACUGCUCCGCCGCCCCCUGCCGCCAGCACCUCCAACUCUGCCAACCUCACCAACCCCUCGCGCCACACACCCCACACCAUCUUCACCUGCCUCAG